Messenger RNA from Hemiscyllium ocellatum (epaulette shark), 2457 nucleotides. RefSeq names its product phosphomannomutase 1-like. The record is from RefSeq and is a predicted model, not a curated record. The transcript is spliced from 8 exons. Bases 58 to 858 code for a protein of 266 amino acids. Gene Ontology annotation, cellular component: cytosol. NCBI's taxonomy places the organism in Eukaryota, Metazoa, Chordata, Chondrichthyes, Orectolobiformes, Hemiscylliidae. Gene Ontology annotation, molecular function: phosphomannomutase activity. Gene Ontology annotation, biological process: GDP-mannose biosynthetic process; protein N-linked glycosylation; mannose metabolic process.
GGAGGCUGUGAGCUUCAGAAUGUGGUGAUCCCCAGCGGCGAGCAGCCGCGGAUCCCGAUGUGGUGGAGGGAAGGAGAGAGGUUCCUGGAAGCUAGGGGGGAGAUGGCUGAGAGAGAGCCGGAGCCCCACACUCUCUGCCUGUUUGAUGUGGAUGGCACUCUGACAGCAGCCAGACAGAAAAUCACGCCUGAGCUGGACGAGUUUUUCCAGCGGCUCCGAACCAAGGUGAAGAUCGGUGUGGUGGGAGGCUCUGAUUACAUCAAGAUCGCGGAGCAGCUGGGGGAAGGAGAGGAAGUCAUUCGGAAAUUCGAUUACGUCUUCGCCGAAAACGGAACAGUCCAGUACCGAGACGGAAAGUUCGUCACAAAGGAGGCUAUUCAGAACCAGCUCGGUGAGGAGUUGCUGCAGGAGCUGAUUAAUUUCUGUCUGGGCUACAUGGCUCUCAUUAAACUGCCAAGGAAAAGGGGCACCUUUAUCGAAUUCCGGAAUGGGAUGCUGAAUGUAUCUCCCAUCGGCCGGAGCUGCACCCUGGAGGAACGUAUCGAGUUCUCCCGGAUUGACAAGGAAGAGAAGAUCAGGGAGAGGUUUGUUGCAGCUUUACAGAAAGAAUUCGCUGGGAAAGGGGUAAAGUGUACAAGAGGGGGAAUGAUCAGUUUCGAUAUCUUUCCUGAGGGCUGGGACAAACGGUACUGCCUGGAUAUCCUGGAGAAGGACGGGAUUCAAACCAUCCACUUCUUUGGGAAUGAGACUGAGCCGGGUGGAAACGAUCAUGAAAUCUUCCAUGAUCCCAGAACAAUUGGACACACAGUGAUGUCUCCGGAUGACACAGUCCGGAUUUGUAAGGAGCUCUUCCUGUAGGAACGAACCGCGGACACAUCCUGUCAUUCCCGGAUCUCGAGCCCGGGAAUUCAGCUUCUGGAAAUCAUGGAGAGGGCGACCGGAACUGCAGGUUCCCCUUGCCCAUUGGGAUGGACAAUUAGCUCAGCCAUGUCAACAGCUGUGCAUUGUGGGAUACUGCUGCUGUGGGAUGUCACUCAUCCAGUUCCAUAUCAGUGUGACCGGAAUUACUUUAUGUGUUGUUCACAAUCAGAUGUGCAUUUACUUUUGUACGUAGCUACAAGAUGGAACUAUGGCUGGGACAUAUCAGAAACCUGUUUCACGGAACUACCUAUUGGCCAGAGGCCAGUACUACACCGUGACCGUUUGAGGAGAAAAUGUUGACAUAGCCAUUUACAGUGGUGCAUGUUGAUCGAAAAACACACGACCCCCACCAAAAAAAAAUAUUGUAACAACAGGAAGCAAAAGGGGCUGGAAGCUCAGACCCCAAAAACCAGAGUUUGCAUGGACUUUCGAACAUGAAGAAAUGAGCUGAAGAGAUUGCAGAGAGUUGUGAGGCCGGUCCCAGUGAAGGAAGCGGGGAUAGUUCGAGGGUGCCAGACUCUUGGAUUUUAAAAUCCUGAAACGGGGAAACGUGGAGACUGUGAAUUUCCACAGCUCAGAGUUCUGGGAGAGGAUGGUUCGGGGUGAGGACCUGAGAGGGGUGAGGAGGGAAGACUGUGUUGUCAUUUAUAAAGAGCGGGCCAGGACAGAGAGUUGUCGGAAAGAGAGACCUAGGGCUCCAGGGACAUAAUCCUUUGAAAUCUGUGUCACAUACAGACAGCGUGGUUAAGAAAGCAUUUGGCAAGCUUGCCUUCAUUGCUCAGACCUCGGGGUGGAGGAGUUGGGAUGUCAUGUUGAGGCGGUACACGUCAUUGUGGAGGCCUCUUCUGCAGUACUGUGUCCAGUACUGGUCGCCCUGUUAUAGGAAGGAGAUUAUUAAGUCAGAGAGGGUUCAGAAAUACUUCCCCAAAGAUGUUGCUGGGAAUGGAGGGGUUGAGUUACAAAGGUAGGCUGGGAUUAUGUUUUCACUGCACUGUAGGAGGUUGAGGGGAUGACCUGAGAGAGGUUUAUAUAAUCGCGAAGGGAAGAGAAAUGGUGAAGAGCACCGGCCUUUUCCCCAGGAUGAAAGACUUCUAAACAAUUGCGCAGAGAGAGCAACAGUGAAAGGAGUGAGGAAAGGGAAGGAGGUUUGAGGAGGAGGGUGAGAGAUGGAUGGUCAGAUGUGCUUUUUGGAAGCAGCGAAGCGAAAGAGCAAUGCUGGCCUCCACUUCCUGAGAGAGAGGCUCGACAUGUCAAGGAGCUGUCGGGGAGUGGGAUGAGAGCGAGAGUCCAGGGCGGGUUAGGCCUCCCCAUCCUGAGGCUGGAAAUGGAAGGAAUUCACAGGCAGUUCACUCGGCUCAGUGUGGGAGGGAAGGGGUUGUCCUGCUGGGGAAUGCUCAGGCCGAUCGGGUCAGAAUUUAGUGAAAUGUAAUGGAACCACAGACAGGAAGAUCAGGAAGGAGGGUGGCGGGGCGGCUGGUGAGAGAACGUUUCCUAUCAAACCAUGUAAAGAACAAAGUUUAAAAUUAAAGCAUCUCA